AUGCCUAACAUGCCCAACAUAGAACUCCGUCAAACCUCCACCGAUUGGGACAUUCUUGGUAUCGUCAGAAUUGUACGAAUUAGGACUAUUUUUGGAUACCAAAUUCGUAUCGAGUUGUCGCGUGAAUGGAAGUGGUUUCUGAAUGUUGGAAGCGGGUAUCUGAGCCGGCUCUGUGCAUGGGCGAUUAUCCCGCCUACAGCGCAUAUGAUACAAUCUUUCCCUUCUUUCGAAGACUCGCCGGUUUUGUCCCAACAGCUUAUCAUCCCACUCCUCCAUACACUCUUAGGAAAGUCCAUCUCUUUCCUCUGGUCCAAUCCUUCUGUCAAGGCGAUCGUUGAUGAACAAAUCGUCUUUCCACCCUCAUCUUCAUUGUCAUCCGGUUUCCCUUCGUUACUGUUUUCCUCUGUACCACCGUCCACGGUUCAUUGCAAUUAUUUAGGACCUUCAUCUAGGCAGGUUACCAGCCCCUACAUUAUAGAACUCUACGUACGUGAUGCUCUUUUCACUCUCGGAUAUCAUUCUGAGGCACAAAUGGUCCAACGUCUGAGCGACCCAAAGGCACAGCGAUCCUCUCAUUUCCCAGUUUGCUGCUUGAAUUAG
Messenger RNA from Cantharellus anzutake, 600 nucleotides. RefSeq lists its product as uncharacterized. NCBI's taxonomy places the organism in Eukaryota, Fungi, Basidiomycota, Agaricomycetes, Cantharellales, Hydnaceae. The coding region runs from base 1 to 600 and encodes 199 amino acids. The record is from RefSeq and is a predicted model, not a curated record. The transcript has a single exon.